AUGGAUCGCCCCGAGCCGGGACUUGUCAAGUGGUCUCCCAAGGCCUCAAUCGAUAGUUUUGUGCAUAUUAACCUGCAGCAUCGCGUUGUUCAGCUCUACGAGCCCACUGGCCACGCGCGCGCUGGGAGGUUUGACUAUACAAAGGGCAGCAGGCACGACGAUUUCCCCCCUCUCACGACGUAUGACUGGUCUCCCGAGAACCCAAACCUGUUGGCCGUUGGCACCGGCGCCGGAAUCGUGAACCUUUUGAGGAUCGACGAUAACUCCAAUGCAUAUGUUGAAUUGGGGCUUAAGAUGGCACGGACUUGCCAAGCCGUUUCCUUCAAUACGACUGGCCUUUUGGCCGUGGGUUUGGAUCGUGUUCGAAUGGACUCAAGUCUACAAGUAUGGGAUGUCCAUCGUCUAUCGUCUGUGACAUCUCUAGGGAAAGGUUUCCCUGAUAACUGGGGCAGUCUUUCAGAACCCAAGAGAUUUGAGCCGAGUGUGUCAGUCUCGAGUAUCAAGUUCUUCGAAGAUAGCCCCCAAGUGUUGGCAGCCGGCAUCAAGGGCCAGGGAGUCAGGAUACACGAUCUUCGUGAUCCAACUGGCGUCCUCACUUUCCACACCAAGUGUAAUAAUAACCUAGCAAUCGACUACGCCGAUCAAAAUUACUUCGCAUCCUCAGCCCUUGACCAUCCUGGAGUCAUGAUAUGGGAUCGGAGAGCAACCUCUCGCCCCGUAGCCUCUCAUACCUACAUCCAAGCCGUUGAAGAAGACGAGCUCCCUUGGGGCGGAGCCUUGCGCCUGGACACCGUUGUUGAUACCGAUUCUGAUUCCUCCAUGGCUGAAGAGAAGCAUUCCCUCAUCCGCUCUCUUCGUUACUGCCGUGAUCACCGUGGUCUCCUAGCUGUUUUGUCCCGCACCGGACAGCUCAAGGUCUUGGAAACCAACAAAGAACUCCCGUCGUCAGACGCCGUCCCACAUGAGGGCCCUGAGCUGCUUAAAGUACAGCGAUCUCACGAAAUGGAUGUUUCAUACCGCGACAACUCUAGAAAGAAUGACAGAAUUGUCUCAUUUGAUUGGGUGACGCUAGGUUCAGCUGCACUACGACCUAGACUUUUAGUCUUGCGGGCAAAUGGCGGGUUUGAUAUCCUGGAACAGUCUUCUCGUACGGCCGAUCAUAUCUUCAAGCUUGUGCCUUGGCAAGCCCCUCAUCGCGGCCUUGAAGAGAAAACACCUUACCAAGAUUUAAUGCGGUUUGAGGCCACACAAGCGCCCAAGAUGCUUGCCCCUAUAAUCAUCGAGAAAAACCUGUCUGAUGUUUCAAUAUUUGGGCCGGACAGGGUGAAUGUUGAGGCCAGCAUCGAGAAGGCUCUGGACCCAAAAACGCCAAUAUCCAUUGUUGUCGAAGCUGUGGAUGAGAUCAAUUCGCCUUUGCCCGAGACUUUUGAAAAGGCCGAGACAAUUGCAGAAAAGCUUCGCAGUCUACGCAAUUAUGUACGGGAUGAGAGCAUUGCUCCUAGCUCGCCCGACGAAGGCCAGCCGCAUGCCAGUGAUGUGAGGCGGCUAGGUAACGGCAAACCUAGCUCCGCAUCCAUUAGCUCUAAUGGCAUUGGCUCUUGCAGAGAGAUCCAUGAAGCACUUCUCGGAACUCUUGCUUCCGCAUCUGGGCUUCCCAGAGAAGCACAGUCUGUAGUGGAUCACGUAAAGCUUUUCCGUGCCAAGGAGAGAUACCUGUUUGAUGCUGUAACCAACAGGAAUGUAACGUCUGACGACCCUUGGAAGAGAUUCGUCUGGGAUUGGAUUGGUGACGCGGAACGAGCCGCAGAUGAUGGCGGCUUAAUGCUCUCUCACAUGGACCUCAGUUACUUGGGAGUGCAUGCAAUCUGGACAAACAAUCUUGGAACGGCCAGGCUAAUCAAAAACUUUACACCUAAAAAAGGCCGAAACCCAGCAUCUCGCGUAUCUGCAGGUGGUCACGUUCCCGAUGCUUAUACUUGGGAACGCUCUAUCGGGGCAUACUGUAAGAAGCGCCAAUUGCCCAAAUUUGACGGCGUCGUGACGAGAAAGCCUCAUCAUCGCCAGCUAUGCCUUGAAAUAUGCGGCUGGGGCGAUGACCAGAAUCACGACCCUAGCGGCCUGGAUCGAGAAGCCGACCCAGAAUAUCCAGCGGGUAUCCAUACAAUGGCAGCCUCUAGAGCUCUCUUCAGGGGCGACACGAAACUGGCAGUGGAGAUUUUGAAAGAAGCUAGCCCAUCGCAUCCGGAGCUGCUCUUCGUUUCAUUAGCUCUGCAGCUCAUAGGCCGAGAAGGCAAUCAGCUUCCUAAAGAGAAGUUGGACAUUGACGAGGCAGUUGCGUCAAAGACGGACCCGUAUCUUCGGGCGAUAUCAUCCCUGAUAGCUACGGGUGACUGGACCAUCAUCGCCAACCAGUCUUCGUUGCCCCUUGCCGACAGAGCCUAUGUUGCGUUUCGCAACUUCACCGAUGACCAGCUUACUGCCUGGCUCAACGAGCAAGUCUCCCGUGCCGUGGACGAGGGAGACAUCGAAGCCAUCUGUCUGACUGGCAUCACUGACACCAUGGUGGAUAUCUUUGCUCGCUAUGUAGAAAAGUUCAACGACUUCCAGACCGCCACGCUCGUCAUGUCCAUCUGCGCUCCUCGAUACAUUGAUGACAUCCGCUGCCGAGCGUGGCGGAAUGCAUACCGCGCCUAUCUUCAGCGCCAUCGCUUCUUUUUCCAGCGCACCAAGUUUGAGGUGGAGUCUACCAAACGCUCCAAGCGUGAUGGCGUCCCUGCACUCAAGCCCUCGUCGCGCCAGAUUGCCCUCCGUUGUGUCUACUGCGAUGCCAGCACAUCUCUCGCCAAUCACCACAACGCAGCGCCCGUGGUGCCCUCGUCCACCAUGGAGACGCGCAAUCCCAUGCUCGCGACCAGCAUCAACUCUGGCGUCAGCUGUCCUAACUGCGGGAGACACCUUCCUCGCUGUAUCCUGUGUUACGAGGUUGUCGGCGUGCCGCGGUCGGAUAGGCCUGAAGAGAGGGAGGAGACUCGCAUGGCGAGCCGGUUUCCGACCUUCUGCCUCCGAUGUGAGCACGUGCUGCACUUGGAUCACGCCAGGGAAUGGUUUGCGAGGCACGCUGAGUGUCCGGUGCCAGAAUGCCGUUGUCGCUGUAGUUUCAGGGCGAAUCCGGAGCUGAACUAUCAUUAA
This is a messenger RNA of Trichoderma virens Gv29-8, 3189 nucleotides long. RefSeq lists its product as uncharacterized. Gene Ontology annotation, biological process: positive regulation of TORC1 signaling. The transcript is spliced from 5 exons. Gene Ontology annotation, molecular function: protein binding. Gene Ontology annotation, cellular component: cytoplasm. The record is from RefSeq and is a predicted model, not a curated record. The coding region runs from base 1 to 3189 and encodes 1062 amino acids. Lineage: Eukaryota; Fungi; Ascomycota; Sordariomycetes; Hypocreales; Hypocreaceae.